UUUGGACGUUCGUGGACCCCGUAGGCAACUGCGAAGUUGAAAUGUACGUUUUAUUUCCUCAUUUAGUGUGGUCAAGUCGACGGAACGUAACAAGGUUGUAGCCUGCGUAAUAUUUUUAUUAUUUGUAAUUAUUGUUUAUAUUUGUUUUGUAUAACUCAUAUGAUAUGGACGUUACAAGUGAUCCGCCGUUUAAUAGAUUUACUCAGCCCCCUUUCCGUGUGCCCAAGUUGGCCGGUCUGGGGCAAAUUACCGAACAUGUGUUUCUCAGCAACAGCAAGGCAGCGAACAAUGGAGCUUUGAUAACAGCCCUUAACAUCACCUGCAUCAUUAACGCCACCAAGAAAGCGACGGAGACCCCUGUACCCGCUGUGGAUUACGUGUGGGUGCCCGUGGCUGACUGUCCCGAUGCGCCGUUGAGCGCCCAUUUCGAGGUAGUGGCGGAGCGGAUCCGCGCAGAAACAGCGCGCUCUGGCCGCACUCUGGUAUACUGCAAUGCCGGCGUGAGCCGCUCGGCAGCGCUCUGCCUCGCCUAUCUCGUCAGGUACGGUGGAAUGACGCUAGCAGAGGCACACAGAUGGGUCAAGGCACGGCGGCCCAUCGUGAGGCCCAACCCCGGCUUCUGGAAGCAGCUCAUCAAAUAUGAGCAUGAGGUUCAUGGAAGAUCCACUGUGGAGAUCAUCCAGUCCGCUGUGGGUGAAAUACCAGAUGUGUACGAGCAAGAGACCAAAGACCUGAUACCCUGCUGAAGUGUCCACUGACCCACACUGGGUGACUGGUCUUUGCUGUCAUACCCAUCAGAGGCUGUGAUGUUUAUGGAGCACACAAAUACAUACAUAUAAAGCACAGUCAUUUAU
Messenger RNA from Scleropages formosus (Asian bonytongue), 854 nucleotides. Its product is annotated as dual specificity protein phosphatase 18. Gene Ontology annotation, biological process: peptidyl-tyrosine dephosphorylation. The record is from RefSeq and is a predicted model, not a curated record. Gene Ontology annotation, cellular component: cytoplasm. Gene Ontology annotation, molecular function: protein tyrosine phosphatase activity; MAP kinase tyrosine/serine/threonine phosphatase activity. NCBI's taxonomy places the organism in Eukaryota, Metazoa, Chordata, Actinopteri, Osteoglossiformes, Osteoglossidae. Bases 165 to 746 code for a protein of 193 amino acids. The transcript has a single exon.